ACCGAUACUUUCAUAGACAAAUAGGCAAUCUUAGUUUAUGGAAUCACAACAACAAAGAAAGGAUUUGAUACCUUUUUGUGUCGGCUAGUCAUCAUCUAUCCUAUUUCAAAAAGAAACCCUCAAGAAACCUCCUCAUUCAUCAUCACUCCUCUCAAUAUUCAAACCCUUAUAACCAUAACCAUUCACCAUCAUCACAACCAAAACCUCAAACUAGAUCCAUCAUAUCAUAAUUGACUCAACACAAUGGGUAACUGCGUAUUCAAAGGCUUCCAUCAUGGAGAUUUUGAAGACAACAACAUGGUAAGAAUUGUAACAUCAAAUGGAGGCAUCAUGGAACUUUAUGCCCCCAUAACGGUCCAAUGCAUAACCAACGAGUUUCCACAUCAUGGAAUCUUCAAAAACAAUUGCAACAUACUCUCUAAACCUCUCAUGAAAAACGAAGAACUUCAAGGUGGUGAAGUUUACUAUCUUCUCCCUCUCAAGAAACAAUUUGGUGAAACAUUCGAAACGUUAACUCCGUAUCGAAUGUCCACGUGCGAUAGGAGUACUAGCAACAAUAAUAAUAGUAACAAUAUAUGGUCUGAACAUGAAGUGUUUCCGAGGUAUAAUAGUAGCGGGGUGUGGAAGGUGAAGUUGGUGAUUAGUCCGGAGAAGUUGUCGGAGAUUUUGUCGCAGGAGUCGAGGACGGAGGCGUUGAUUGAGAGUGUAAGGACGGUGGCGAAGUGCGGGAAUGGGGCGGCGCCGUCGUCGGUGGCAAACUCCGAUCAAUGGAGUGUUUCUAGCAGUUUUAAAGGUUCUAGUUUAUUAGAGAAGUUUAAUUUAGAAUCUUCAAGUUCAAAUUAGUUUAUUUUUCUCCCUUUGUUAAUAUAUUCAUUAGUAGUGGUGAUUAAGAUUUUAUUUUCUUUAUUUGUUUGCUUAGACGUUAAUUACUUUUUCUAAUGAUGUUAAUAACUUUCCUUUUCAAUUUUAGUUCUCGUUUGAUAUAUAUUAAUUUUACCUUUGGUUAUUAUCAUUAUUCUUUUGAUUUGUAUAUACACUUGUGCAGAAUUCAAAAAUCACUUAUUCAUUGAAAACAUGUUUUUGAAUAGCCACAAUUUUCAUCUUAUAAAUCAGAUUUAUAAAGUUGAAUGAAGCAGAACAAUAAUUCAAAAUAAUUGUAUUGUGAUAUAGUAUUCCCUAUUAAAUAUCUACUAAGUAUUUUCACUCAUCAAGUUAAGGGAUCAGAAUUAAUCGGGGAAUGGAGGUUAUGAGAUGUAAAGAUGGACGUUAAUUUCUGAUGUUGUGAAGGUGUGAAAGAGAGGCUGACCUGCAAUAUUAGAAUUUCAACGCUUAAGUUAGUAUGUGAAUGAGAUAACUGAAUAACAUUUAAAUUUGAAAUUGUGUACUUGGCGAAUGGAACACUUUCCAUUUAUAUAGGGGAGCAGUUGUUACCCCGUAAUUCUUCAAUCGGAAUGUGGGGAGCCAUUGGAUAUAUCUUGGACCUGAAUCUGCUACGCUCUUCGCCGGGGUAAUACCUCUGUCUAUAACACAUUAUCUUUCUAUAUAUGAAGAAAGUACUGUUUAUCAUGAACAAAGUAUAUGUGAGAAUUGAAUAUUAUUUAUCAAAUAUUUCCUUAAUUAAUUUACAUUUUCCAUUUGGUUCAUAUGAUAAUAACACUUACAAGUUACAACAUCAUAACAAAUUAUAAAUCUAGGAUUUCAGUAGUUUAAUGGUUGUGAUCACAAUAGGACUCCUAACUACAUGCUUCUCAUCCAUC
Molecule: messenger RNA, 1757 nt
Organism: Vicia villosa (hairy vetch)
Lineage: Eukaryota; Viridiplantae; Streptophyta; Magnoliopsida; Fabales; Fabaceae
Exons: 1
Coding region: 244-843 (199 amino acids)
Source: RefSeq, a predicted model, not a curated record